Phoenix dactylifera (date palm) is the source of this 479-nucleotide messenger RNA. RefSeq lists its product as uncharacterized. NCBI's taxonomy places the organism in Eukaryota, Viridiplantae, Streptophyta, Magnoliopsida, Arecales, Arecaceae. The record is from RefSeq and is a predicted model, not a curated record.
AUGGCCGAGAAAGAGGGAGGCAUUGUGAAGAAGGGCCAGGAGGAGGGCAUGAAGCUGGCCCUCUCCCUCCUCCAAGAGUUCGACCUCCCGCUGGGCCUCCUCCCUCUCGCCGAGGUGGUCGAGGUGGGCUUCGUUCGGAGCACCGGCUACAUGUGGGUCGUCCAGAAGAAGAAGGUGGAGCACAGCUUCAAGAUGGUGAGCAAGCUCGUGAGCUACGGCACCGAGAUCGACGGCUACGUCGAGAAGCACCGCAUCAAGAAGCUCAAGGGGGUGAAGGCCAAGGAGCUCCUCCUCUGGCCCCCGGUCAACCAGAUCAGUGUCGACGACCCGCCUACCGGGAAGAUCCAUUUCAAGAGCCUCGCUGGGGUUACCAAGACGUUCCCCGUCGAGGCCUUUGCCGCUGGUCAGUAGUGGCGGCAUCGAAUGAGUAACAGUCGGAGUGUGGUUUUUUUCGCACGUUUAUUUGCUUGGUUUGUGUU